AUGCCCAGACAGGGAAGAUGGACAUUAACAGUGGCGCUGGAGACACCGACCAAGAAGCACACUGACUUCACGCUCGUGGAGGUUAACAAUCUAUACGAGAUAUCGAACCUAGAGACGCCCGGCAUACUCGACCUUACUCCAUUUGAGGGUGUCUCAACAGAGGCACUGGAAUCAGACCUGCACAACGAGUCACUACGGAGGCUGCUCGAUGAGCUUGACUCACGCAUCCGCGCCAUACCAGCAGACACUUUCAACGAGGCUACAUGCUCUGCCUAUGUAUGCUCGUUCCUCACGCAGGCUGUUCUAGUCUUCAAUGGCGAGCUGACGCUUGCACCUGAGAGACCGCUCCGAGGCAGACAUGGUCAUGGCAAGGUCGUCUGCUCCAUCGAGUCUCUCGCCAAAGAUGGUGCGAGACACAAUCUUGUGCAGCUGGAGUUAUCAUUGACUGUGAGGAAGCGCAAGCGCGGCAAUGACGACGGUGGCGAUGGAGAGCUAGAAGAGGACAAAUCCGUCCCCAUGAGAGCAUAUGGCAUUGCCACAGAUGCUGCCUACUGGUACUUUGUGGAAUGGAGUAUCGACCAAUCGCAAGAGUCAUCAUCUGGGGACCAGGAUAUCGAGGCUGGAUGA
Molecule: messenger RNA, 627 nt
Organism: Gamsiella multidivaricata
Lineage: Eukaryota; Fungi; Mortierellomycota; Mortierellomycetes; Mortierellales; Mortierellaceae
Exons: 3
Coding region: 1-627 (208 amino acids)
Source: RefSeq, a predicted model, not a curated record